Messenger RNA from Gongylonema pulchrum, 355 nucleotides. NCBI's taxonomy places the organism in Eukaryota, Metazoa, Nematoda, Chromadorea, Rhabditida, Gongylonematidae. The record is from the annotation of a GenBank genome assembly.
GAUUUUCUUAUUGCAAUUUUCUUGCUCCCUUUUGGGACUUUUCCAGUGCCUUUUACAACUUCAUAUUUUUUAGUGUGAAUUUUUUCUUGGAGUCAGUCACCUGCUGUUCUGCUUGCCGUUCUAUCCCUUACUCAUACCGAUUACUUCUGCUGUUUUCGGCUUGAUCGCGGCUUUCCAUGCACUUUUUCUUCGUUCUCCUAACAGAGUGGAUUUUGUGCUGCAGUGCUGUAGUACAACACUUGGAUCACUACUUAUGGCAAUAUCCGUAACUGAAGCGUUUUGUGGUGUUGGAGAAUUUCCUGAUGAUGGUGAUGAUGAUGGUGAUCAGAAUGCAGGUACUGCUCUGACCUCAUAA